Messenger RNA from Camellia sinensis, 811 nucleotides. The record is from RefSeq and is a predicted model, not a curated record. NCBI's taxonomy places the organism in Eukaryota, Viridiplantae, Streptophyta, Magnoliopsida, Ericales, Theaceae.
CUCUGAUUGCCUCGAACUCAAGCUCUGCUUCGAUCAAUACCAGUUCAAAGGGUUUCAACAGUUUGUUAAAGAUCACUUUGAAGGUAAAGGCUCCCAAGAUGGACAACAUUGUAGAUGCUUUAAAUAAUGCAUACCAGGAGUUUGUUGCUGCAGCAGCUGGCAUGCUUGAAGCUAAGGAGAGUUCCGGUGGCCAGAAAACAGCAGUUACUGUUGCUGCUCUAGAAAACUUUAAGCAGUGUCAAGAACUGUUCAGAGUGGCUUGUGAUCAAGCUGAAGAGUUCGUGGAGUCUGUGAAGCAAAGGGUAGGGUCGGAGUGCCUGGUUGAUGAAGCCACUGGCUCGGUGACUGGAAAGCCAGGGCAGGCUGUCACAACUGGUCUUCCGCCUAUCAGUGCAGUUAGGUUGGAACAGAUGAGUAAAGCGGUCCGGUGGCUGGUGAUUGAACUUCAACAGGGUUCUGGAACUGCUGGAGGUUCAUCGCAUCCCCAUCCUUCUGCACCUUUUGAUGCUAGAUUUUCUGAGGAUGCAGCUCAAUAGAUAUCUGUUUCCAGGGCAAGAGGAUGCUGGCCAUAGGAAGUCCAUUGAUACAUUUGGACAGAGGACUUCACAGUAUAGAGGUGUCACAAGGCAUAGAUGGACUGGUAGAUAUGAAGCCCAUCUAUGGGACAACAGUUGUAAGAAAGUUGGAAAAUGCAGGAAAGUGAAGGUAUGUGUACAAAAUUCCAGCGGGCAGCGAAGGCAAGGUUGCCGGCCGGCUGCCCGCCGGUGAGAAAACAAAAUACGGGCCUAAAUCUUAUGGCUCUGAUACCAUG